This is a messenger RNA of Amphimedon queenslandica, 1400 nucleotides long. Its product is annotated as sterol-4-alpha-carboxylate 3-dehydrogenase, decarboxylating-like. Gene Ontology annotation, molecular function: oxidoreductase activity, acting on the CH-OH group of donors, NAD or NADP as acceptor. The record is from RefSeq and is a predicted model, not a curated record. The transcript has a single exon. Bases 48 to 1322 code for a protein of 424 amino acids. Gene Ontology annotation, biological process: steroid biosynthetic process. NCBI's taxonomy places the organism in Eukaryota, Metazoa, Porifera, Demospongiae, Haplosclerida, Niphatidae.
GCGCCAUAUUCGAGGCCAUAUUGACAUUUUCAAUUUGAGUUUUCAAGAUGGGCUGUCCUAUGUUUGAGAGAAGAUUCGCUCUGAAGCGUCCCUCUGAAUAUCCCUUCCAGUCCCUAUACCGCCCCUGGAGCUGGCUACUGAGCAGUUUUAACAAUGUCGCGUUGUUGGCCUUUCUCUUCAUACUAGCAAUAGCACUGUACAAGAGAUACAGGAAGAAGAGAGGGGCCGAAAAAUUCACAUACAGGAAAGUUGUAACUAAUAAAGAAUCUAAUGAAAAUAAAGAGUCUCUUAUUUCUGUCCUUGUCAUUGGAGGCUCUGGGAAUUUGGGUCAAUGCUUAACUGAGCAGCUAGUCAAUGAUGGUAAUUAUGUAGUUCAUUCACUUGAUUUAAUCAUACCGCCUGAAAGCAAGAUGAUUCCUGGUGUCUCGUCCUACAUUAGAGCCAAUAUAUGUUCACCGGAAGAGCUUGCCAUUGCUUUCCAAGAGACUCCAGUGGACGUUGUGUUUCAAACGGCAGGACUUAUCCCUACAGUUAAAACCAAAGACUCCGAAUUGUUUCGUGUCAAUAGAGACGGUACUAGGAAUGUGGUGAAUGCUUGCAAGGAAGCUCGAGUAAAAAGAUUAAUAUAUACCAGUACGUGCGACGUCGUUCUUAGUAGCGAUAAAGAUCAAGUCAUUAAAAUGGCCGACGAAACCUACCCUUAUCCGAAAGACCCUCUAAAUGCUUACGCUGCAUCGAAAGCCGAAGGAGAGCGAAUCGUGCUGGAUGCUAACUCGACUACAAUGGCCACGUGUGUCAUUAGACCAUCAAUCAUAGCCAGUCCAUAUUCUGGUCUAUGUCAUGGUCUAUUGAUGAGCCGAGGAGGGUACAUUGGUGACGGGACCUCUCAGCAGUCUCUUGUUGAGGCUGGUGCCUGCGCUAAUGGUCACAUUCUAGCGGAGAAGAGGCUAAGGGAGAGCACUGAAGAAAUUGGAGGGCAGGUGUUUCAAUUAGGAGGUGUGUCGUACGAAUGGCGAGAGCUAGCUAAUUAUGGUCUUGAUGAGUCUGGCUAUACCGCCUGGGGUCAUCCUAGGCGCUCGUCUUAUCCUAAGUGGCUUGUGAAAGUGGCAGCGUUUUUCAACGUUUUAAUUUACAACCUAACAGGCUAUUGUCCUAUAAAUCAGUUCUUGGAUGUUGCUUCAGUUGAGUUUAUAACUAGGAGUUAUACCUUUAGGAGUGACAAAGCAGAAAGGAUGUUAGGAUGGCCUCAGCACCCUCCACUGGAUGAUGUGUUGGUUGGCAUCAUUGAUGAAUAUGAAGCCAAUUCCAAAAAGAGCAAAUAACUAUAAUUUAUUAUUGCUUGUUUUUGUUCUAUUUUAGUUUGAAUUUAUUCAUCGUCACUUGACUGUGGCUAUUUUUAG